CAGGUGACAGACCUUCGCACGUUAAUCUCGUCUACUGUAGACUUAACAGAUGUCUGAGAUGGACGGACAGUCUUGUGUGUCCAGUAUGAUGGUCUGGACUCCCAUGACAAAAAUUCGCGAGAAUCGCAAGAAGUACAAGCGGAAGUACCGCCUGCGGAAGGAUAUGGAAACAGUGGAGUACACCGCCGGAAUUAAGACAUGUCGAGCUUGUACCAAACGCCCACCAGAGGAACAGAACUUUGAGAUUACGAACAUCGCGGAAGUGUUCCUCAGCAAGCUGACUUUACUCCGCUCCCGUGUGGACAGAGAAAGUAUUACAGGAGCGACCAAGACUUUCAGCAUUUACUACAAGGAUCAAACUCCUGCUUUGGAUCUUGAAUGCAGUAAAGAAGAUGUCGCUAAGGCGUGGGUUGCUGGGAUACAGCAUCUGAUGCGUGCACGAAGGACGGAGACCAUCAUUGAUAAACGCAAAAGGUGGAUUUCAGAGUACUUCCAUAAAGGAAAGAACGCGGACGAUCGACUAGAGUCCAAAGAAGCCAAGAAGGUCCUGGCACAGAUGAACAUCCAAAUAAAAGAGUCUCAGAUUGAUAUGGUUAUACAGAAACUGGACAAAGAUCAGACAGGUGCAUUGAACUUGGAUGAGUUCACCCAAUUUUACAACGACGUGACAGCCCGAGAGGAGAUUGAAGAGCUGUUCGAUAAGUAUGCUGUGGAUGGAGAAAACAUGAAGGUGCAUGAACUGAUGCAGUUCCAUGCUAAGGAGCAAAAGGUUGCUAUUGAUGCUAAAGGCUGUGGAAAGCUCAUAGAGAAGUUUGAGCCCGACUCUGAGCUGAAGAAGAAGAACAUUUUGAGCCUAGAGGGCUUCACGUUGUACCUGCAGUCUGCCGAGAGCGAUGUCUUCAACCAUACUCAUGAUGAGGUUUACCAAGACAUGACCCAGCCGCUCAGCCAUUACUUCAUCGCUUCUUCACACAACACCUACCUUCUAGAGGACCAAAUUCGCGGUCCCAGUAGUAAGGAAGGAUACGUCAGAGCCCUGCUAAAGGGCUGCAGGUUCCUGGAGCUGGACUGUUGGGAUGGAGACGACGGAGAGCCCGUCAUUUACCACGGCUACACCCUCACGUCUAAAGUCCUGUUUAGAGACGUUAUAGAGGCGAUCGGACGUUACGCUUUCAAAGCAUCGCCGUAUCCAGUCUUCCUGUCCCUGGAGAACCACUGCAGUGUUGUGCAGCAGCGCGCCCUAGCGGCGCACAUGGUGAACAUCCUCGGCGACUCACUGUGCAACAUUCCUGCCACAUCUGACAUGCAAAAACUGCCAUCUCCUCAACAGCUUCGCGGGAAAAUUAUCGUGAAGAACAAGAAGCUGAAACGGAACGUGGCAGAAGAUGACGUAAGUGACGAAGACGAAGCGGCAGAGACGGAAGACGUGGAAGUACAAGAACGUGUGAAGACGUGCAAAGAAAAGAAAAAGACUAUCAAGUUGGCAAAAGAGCUGUCGGACCUUGUCAACAUAUGCGAAGCGGUACAUUUCUACAGUUUCCAACACUCGCGGGAAAAAGAUAUGCCGUACAAUAUCAGCUCUAUCAAGGAGGGGAAAGCUGACAGUCUUGUGAAAGAUCAAGCGGCAGAUUUCAUUGAUCAUACGAAACGUCAACUGGUCAAGAUAUACCCCUCCGGUGCAAAAGUGGACUCUUCCAACAUGGACCCUUACCUGUACUGGGCUGCUGGAUGCCAAAUAGUUGCUUUGAACUACCAGACACCAUGUGACCAGAUGGACCUGAACCUGGGUCUGUUCCGGCAGAACGGGAGAUGUGGAUAUGUGCUGAAGCCAGAGGCUCUCAGAGACGCGCAAACCAGGCUGGAUACAUCGAAUAACAUCCCUGAGAAGUAUAAGAAGACGCUCAAAAUCAAGGUGAUCAGUGGUUUCCAGCUCCCUACUCCUAAGGGCGAAGGCAGUGGCGGCAGUGCAGUGGACCCGUAUGUCAAGGUGCAGGUCUACGGAGUACCAGCCGACUGUGCUGAGGACGGGACUGACGUGGUGAAAAACAACGGCUUCCAUCCCGUGUGGAACUGUGACAUGUCCUUCCCGCUGACCUUCCCUGACCUGGCACUGGUGAGGUUUGAGGUGAAAGAACAUGACACGAUGAGCGACAGUGAGACAAUUGGGCAGUUCUCCUUACCUGUGUCCAGUAUGCAGCAAGGGUAUCGACAUGUUCAUCUCCUGAGUAAAGACCAGGAAGACCUCAGCCCAGCAGCACUGUUCAUCCACGUCAGCCUCCAAUGAAACCUACAUUUCUAAUAUUCAAGACUAGUAUGAGGCUGCGCAACACAAAGAGUCCGGUAGAGACUAGGCCGAACAUAGGUAGAGUAAGAGACACAGUAGGUAAGUAGGUAAGAGUACGGUUGGAGUGCUAGUGAUGAGAACAAGCUCGACUACAAGCAAGACUGGAUCUCGGGCUAGAUUGACAUUUACUACGGUCCUUGAAAUUUGUCAUCAGAGUUAUAACCUAAGUGUACUCCUAGGUAGGUAAGACUACUGUCCCGAUUGGAAAAAAGGAGCCAUGUCGGGCAAUUCAUUGGCUUUUUUUUAACACUUUCGGGCGUGACGUCCACGUGGCCCCUUCGGAUGCCCUGCGGCUCACAGUAUAUAUUUGAGUACGACCGGGCCCAGGAUAAUCAUUUAAGUGCGUAGUAGUCGUUAAAGUUGGCCCGGGACCCGAUGAGAAACAGACGCAUUGACCUACACGCUGAGGGACGUCCCCUACCGGUUUCCGGCAGUCCCGCAGGAUCCAGUGCAACUUGGCCUCCCAUGUAAGGGGAGAGUAAAGGGGAGCCCCUUAAACUUACUUGUAGGCACUCAGGCUAUGCGUGAACAAUCAUGCUCAGCAGAAAAAAGAUUAAGUUUCGAUUAGUCAUUUGCAUUAAUUCUAAUUCUGAUAAACUGCUCCUCGACGAGCAUGACCAACGUUUAACAUGUCCGGUGAUUUUUGUAACCCAUUUUUCAUAUUUAAUUUUUUAAGUCUCCACGGAACUGUUUUUCCCUCGACUAAAUAUACAGUUGUACAAGGUUUGAUUUGUAUUAAAUCAUAUAAUCACUGAGCUGUGUAAAGCUGAUGAACCCUUCAGUUGUGUUUAGUAAACAUUAGCUAUAUUAAGGGUCUGCAUGGGCGUGCCGACAACGAUGUACGCUGAAUUCAAA
Messenger RNA from Branchiostoma floridae (Florida lancelet), 3199 nucleotides. RefSeq names its product 1-phosphatidylinositol 4,5-bisphosphate phosphodiesterase delta-4-like. NCBI's taxonomy places the organism in Eukaryota, Metazoa, Chordata, Leptocardii, Amphioxiformes, Branchiostomatidae. The transcript is spliced from 20 exons. Gene Ontology annotation, biological process: lipid metabolic process; phosphatidylinositol-mediated signaling. Gene Ontology annotation, molecular function: calcium ion binding; phosphatidylinositol-4,5-bisphosphate phospholipase C activity. The record is from RefSeq and is a predicted model, not a curated record. Bases 50 to 2284 code for a protein of 744 amino acids.